Quercus lobata is the source of this 1581-nucleotide messenger RNA. RefSeq lists its product as uncharacterized. The transcript has 4 exons. The coding region runs from base 799 to 1278 and encodes 159 amino acids. NCBI's taxonomy places the organism in Eukaryota, Viridiplantae, Streptophyta, Magnoliopsida, Fagales, Fagaceae. The record is from RefSeq and is a predicted model, not a curated record. Gene Ontology annotation, molecular function: zinc ion binding.
UCUCACCUUGUUUAUUUAUCUGAUUUGUGUGUUUCACAUUUGGAUUUUGAGAAAAAUGUUAGGUUUUGGCUUGAACUUUGUUUGUCUCUAUUUUUCCCUGUUGUUUGGUUGGUGAGAAAAUAAUAAAGCCUCUGUUUUUUGUUGUUGUUGUUGUUGUUGUUGUUUAUAUGAUAUUAUUGUGCUUACCCAUUGCUGGUUUGCUUCAAUGGUUUGAAGUAUGCAAAAGGGUUUUACUCUAAAUAACCCAUGUUCCCACUGUCGAAUUUUCUGCUCUCUAUCUCUCUCUCUUUUUUGCUUGGUUCCUAAGAAACUAUAGGAAAAGUUUAAAUAAAAAUUUGAACUUGAUAAUUCUUUCUACAAUUAAUUCAGUGACUCAAGAGUUUGUUUGCUCUUUUCUUUCAUUUCCUCUGGUUUUGGAUUGCCCAGAAGUGGGAUUUGUGUUUUUUCUAUGAAUUGAGAUUGUGCAUGAUCAAUGUUGUUCUUUGUAUUUUAGUUUUAGUUCUGGGAUACUUUUAAAGUUUUAUGCUUGUUAACUUUUAUUUUUGUUCUGCAAUGCUUCUUUUGAAUGAUAUAUUAUGUAAUUGUUUAUGUUUCUCUAAUGUGUUAAUGUUUAUGUUGUAUGCACCAUAUAAUAAUUGUUUUUGGUUGUGUGUGUUCAUUUUUCCAGCCUUAUGAUUUUUACAUAAAAGAAUGGAAUUUAGCUUCUGGGUUGAAGUGUAGAAGGGUGAUUGUGGUGACAGGGUGCAAUAUGCUGUGAUUACUUACUGUUUAGUGUUUUUAAGGCCAUGGCUUGUCUAAAUGUGCAGUGGAAUGUCUUCUACCACUACUUAUGAGUCCACUUCUAGCGGCCAUAUGUGCAAUAUGGAUCGGUGUGUGGAAAGGACCUCCCUGUUUAUCCGUAAUUUCGGUAGGAGGUUCUAUGGAUGUCAGCAGUGGUCACCGGCAUGUAAGUUCUUCAAAUGGUUGGACAAGAACACAUGCCCACAUGGCCGUGCAACAGCACCACUUGUCCAUGAAAGGUUUACGAGAUAUAAGGCCGAGGCCGUAGCUACAAGAAAUGAAAGGGAUGAGGCUCAUACAAGGGAAGCAGAAGCACGGGAGCUCCUAAGGAUAGCAAAGCGCAAGGCUGAAAAAACUAAGCUCGCACUCCAAAUUGCUAAAGACAAGGUUUACAAGUAUAAGGUAGCUUUAUUUUUGUCUUGGACUAUACUCGGGGUUUAUUUUGUAUUCUCUAAUGUUUUUGGGGGCCAUGGCCAUACGCAACUGUGUCUGCCAUGACCCAUUGAUGGUCACGUGUGUAAUGUACAUUACUGAUCACAUGCCCUGUUUUGAGUUCCUAUAUAUUUUGCAAGAUGAUGUAACACACGCAUCCGUCUGUUAUGUACAUUACUGGUCACGUGUGUUAUGCAAUUUUUUUUUUUAUUUUUAUGGUGAACUACUUUUUCUUUUCUUUUUCUGAUAGUUUGAGGAGCUAGAUAUAACAUAUUAUGUACUUAUAAUACAUUUGUCAUUUCCACUACGUGAAACCUAGACAAUUUUAACCAGUUCUAGUUUUCUUUGGACGACGUACCAAAAAAUAUA